AUGGUUAGUAUGAAAUCCUUCAUUGCUGUGUUCGCCUUCGUCGCCUUUGCCACUGCUGAUGUAAGCCAUGUGCUUAAUAGCAAAUAUUUGCCACCUCAUCAUGAAUCAGCUUCGACUCCUGUAGUUCAUACACAUAGUGCUCCAGCAGCUACCUAUAGCGUGGCUGCCUCGGCUCCAGCGGUAUCCUACACUGCCCCAGUUUCGCACACAUACUCGGCUCCUGCUUCUACCUACACUGUGGCUGCCUCAUCUCCGGCUGUUCAUUAUAGUGCACCAGCUGUAUCUUAUAGUGCUCCCACAGCUUCAUAUAGUGCUCCAGCAGUUUCGUAUAGUGCUCCUUCAGUCUCCUACAGUGCUCCAGCAUCGACCUUCUCAGUGGCCGCCUCUGCCCCAGCUGUGCAAUACUCUGCUCCUGCUGUGCAAUAUUCUGCUCCUGCUGUGAAAUACACUGCUCCUGCUGUACAAUAUUCAGCACCCGCUGUUCACUAUUCUGCACCUGCUGUUCAGUACACUGCUCCAACAACCUUUACAGCUCCAUCAUCCUCUUUUUCCUUUUCCGCACCAGCUACCACCUCUUCCUUCUCGGCUCCAGCUUCUACAUACACCGUGGCUGCUUCCACUCCCAGUUUCUCUGUGGAAAACUUUGACACCUCUGCCACUGUUCCUGGCCAUACCUUCUCUGCCACCGAUGGUUACCGUUACAAGACCAAUAAGCGCACCUCCCGCCAUCGUCGUGAUGUAAGCACUGAAUAUUUGCCCCCUGUAAGUGCUGCUUCGACUCCAUCCAACGAAUACUUGGCCCCAGCACCCACCUACAACUCAGUUUCGUACUCAGCUCCAGCUGCUGUUUCCUAUUCGGCUCCAGCUGCUGUUUCCUAUUCGGCUCCUGCUGCUUCUUACGAAUCGUACAACACCGCCGCCUCCAUUCCUUCCCAUUCAUACUCUGAAGCCGAAGGCUAUCGUUAUAAGACCCAACGUCGCCGUGUCUUGAAGACUUCUCGCCACAAUGAGUGCAACAUUGACAAAAAAUUACUCAUUGCUUUGGCCCUGGUCGCUGCAGCAGCCGCCCAGCUCUCAAAUGACUAUUUGCCACCUCUGCCCGGUGACAGUUAUGACAUAGCAGGUUCAGCGCCUACCCAAUCCUAUCUGCCACCUGUUGCUGCUCACGAAACUGCAGCGGCCUCAGCUCCUGCACCUGCUCAUACAUACUCCGAUGCCGACGGCUAUCGUUAUAAAACCCAACGUCGUCGUGUUUACAGAACUUACCGUCGCCAUCGUCGUGAUGUUUCUCAAGAAUAUUUGCCUCCAUUAGCUUCUAACCACAUUGAAGUGGCCUCAACACCCACCGAUGCCUAUUUGCCUCCUGUCGAGUCCUACAAGGUUGAGGCUUCCGCUCCAGCUCACUCCUAUUCCCAAGAUGAUGGCUAUCGUUACAGGACUCAACGUCGUCGCGUUUUCAAGACCUAUCGUCGUCAUCGUCGCGCUAUUGCCAGCGAAUAG
Stomoxys calcitrans (stable fly) is the source of this 1500-nucleotide messenger RNA. RefSeq lists its product as uncharacterized. Lineage: Eukaryota; Metazoa; Arthropoda; Insecta; Diptera; Muscidae. The record is from RefSeq and is a predicted model, not a curated record. Gene Ontology annotation, biological process: positive regulation of transcription by RNA polymerase II. Gene Ontology annotation, cellular component: RNA polymerase II transcription regulator complex. Gene Ontology annotation, molecular function: transcription coactivator activity. The transcript is spliced from 5 exons. The coding region runs from base 1 to 1500 and encodes 499 amino acids.